Molecule: messenger RNA, 4986 nt
Organism: Culicoides brevitarsis
Lineage: Eukaryota; Metazoa; Arthropoda; Insecta; Diptera; Ceratopogonidae
Gene: tim
Product: protein timeless
Exons: 12
Coding region: 473-4747 (1424 amino acids)
Biological process (GO): replication fork arrest; DNA repair; DNA replication checkpoint signaling
Cellular component (GO): replication fork protection complex
Molecular function (GO): DNA binding
Source: RefSeq, a predicted model, not a curated record
AAAGUAAUCAAACGUACUUUUUAUUACUGCUCCGCAGAACCGGUUAAAAAAAUAAAAUAUUGUUACCUAAAAAGAUUAAAAAAAUUAAUAAAUUGAUUAAAAUACCUGUGAAAAAAAAAUAAUUUAAAAAAAUUAUAAAAAAAAUGUUGAUAACAUAAAAUAAUAAUAAAAAAAAAUUAUUUACGUUAUUGAAAAAAUUCAAGUGCAAUGUUUGUUUCAAUAAUCAACAAAACCCAAUAAAAAGCUUGAAAAACGAACGAAAGUACAAAUAAAGGAAUAUUUAUAAAAAAAAAUUCAUCGUCAUCUUAUAACUUCAACAGAUUAAAGUUAUGUGUUAAAUGGAGAAACUAUACAAGCCGGACAACAAACGUUCAUCCAUUGUAAAACUUAUUAUAUUUUUGUGCGUUAUCCUGAAUUUGCUCUAUAUUGAAAAGUAAAAAUAACACAAGAAGAAACCUAUUAAAAGCACAAAAUGCAGUGGUUACUUGCAAAUCCGCAAAUUCGCAGCACAUUUGCUUCCCUCGGGGAGAUGCAAAAUGAUCGUUAUGUUGUUAAUGAAGAUUGUUCAAAUGUUUUGCGCGAAAUAAUUUACAAACUUUCCGUCGAAGAUCAUACUUUACGCACAUAUCGUCGAGCCAUCGGAUUCGGGCAUAAUAUCAAAAAUGAUCUAAUUCCGUUGCUAAUUAAUGCCUACGAUGGCGACAUUGUCGAUUUGACGAUACGUUUGCUGGUCAAUCUCACAGUACCCAUUGAAUGUGUACUUUCCGUCGAUGUGAUGUCUCGUUCAGAAGUUGGGCGUCACACAAUUUUCGAGUUGAAUCAUCUUUUGAUCUCGGCAAAACAGGCGUUUGCUGAGCCUCAUAGCACAAAAGCUGUCAUCGAACGGAUGACAAACAUCCUCGAGAGUGAUACAAAGUUGUCGCUCGAACAGUGUGACAACAUCAACAAUUGUCUCUUGCUGUUACGGAAUGUCUUGCACAUUUCCGAAACAAACUACACGGGCUCCGUUAACUUACAAAGUCGGAUAAUUUGGAAUUUGUUCACGCAGAGUUUCGAUAAGUUGCUUUUGCAUUUGAUGACGUGCGCGCAAAGAGCGUAUUGGAGUGUCACGGUUGUGCAAAUGAUCGCGUUGCUGUACAAAGAUCAGCAAUUCAGUACGUUGCAAAAACUCCUGAACGUUUGGUUCGAAACAUCGUUGAGCGAAAGCUCGGAAGACAAUGAGAGUAAUACGUCGCCGCCGAAACCCAGUAGCGGCGAUAGCAGUCCCAUGCUAACGUCAGAUCCAACUUCCGAUUCCUCAGACACGGGUCAAUCAUCUAAUAACUUGCCUCAGGCUAAGAAUUGUUUCAUGAGUAAACGAUUUAUUGCAGGUGGUCAUGGCGGAGGCGGAAAAUCGAGCGGCGGUUCACAGAAUUCCGACGAAAUUACGAGCAUGGAUUUCCAAAACAGCGUGAUUCGCAUCAAACCGUUCGUGAAAAAGCCAUCACAACUGUCACUCUGCACGGAUGACAGUAUUGAUGGGGUUUCGUCGAAUGACAGGCGACGCAGUUCAGGCUUCGGAUCGAUUGACGAUCAGAGUGUUUUCAGUACCGAAGACAAGACAAAUAUUGGAGAAACGACGACGACUGCAACGAAUCCCGUCGUAUCAGCUGCACCAAUUGUAACGACAUCGACUUCUACAAACACGACAAAUACGCAUCAAAUGUGUAUGAGUACAAGCAGCGGCAUCGAAUCUUCGAAUUCGUCACAAACAUCUAAAACGAAAAAGUAUCAACAAAGCUCUCAGAUGAUACUGAAGAACAACAAAAAGACACAAAUUAAACAAGAACUCUCCGAUUGCGGAUAUGGAACACAAAUCGAGAAUCAAGAAUCCAUUUCGACAUCAAGUAACGAAGAUGAGUUCAUUAACCAAAAAAUCCAUCAAAAACCGCCUCCAAAUCAGAAACAACGGUACAAUGCUGCCAACAAACAACGCAAUCCUAAAACAAUUCAAGACAAAAAAGAGAUUCGGAGAAAAAAGUUGGUUAAACGUUCUCGAAGUAGCAUUAUUAACAUGAAAGGCAUGGCAGAUUACAAUCCAACAGAAGAUGAUAUUUCGAACGUUCUCAAAGAAUUUACCGUCGACUUUCUUCUCAAAGGUUACCGUUUUCUCGUCAAAGAACUUCACAUUCAACUUCUAAACAACGUUGAACUUCAAAUCGAUACUUCUCAUUUUUUCUGGCUCGUUACUUAUUUCUUGAAAUUUGCUGCACAACUCGAGCUCGAUAUUGAUCACAUCAAUUCCGUGCUUUCUUACGAAGUUUUGAGUUAUCUCACGUAUGAGGGCGUCAAUUUGUGCGAGCAGAUUCAAUGUGACUCAAAAGUUGCGGGCACAGAUUUGAAACCGUCUCUACGUCGAAUGCAUUUAGUCAUUACCGCAAUACGAGAAUUCAUUUACUCGUUGGAAGUUUAUAACAAAUCAACACAUCUCACGAACGAAGAUAAGGAAUAUUUGAAGAUUUUACGGAUAAAAAUCGCCAAUACGAGUGACUUGAAGAAUAUGUUUGUGCUUUUGUUGAGAUUAUAUGUGCCUACGUUGCAUAAUCGGCAAUAUUUACAAGAUUUGGUGACAACAAAUCAUCAGUUAUUGUUACUCUUGGAUGAUGUAACGAAAAUGCCGGAUUACAAGAUGGGAGCGAAAGAUAAGCAAAAGGAUGAUAAAAUGUUGGAACAUAUUAAACAAUUUGCAACAGUUGACGUCAUGUAUCAUUACGGCUUAUUGUUGGAAAACUUCAAAGACAACGGAGAGUUCGUUAACGAUUGUAUUUUUACGAUGAUGCAUCACGUAGGAGGCGAUUUAGGUCAAGCUUCUAUACUUUUUCAGCCAAAUAUCCUCAAAACUUAUUCCCGCAUUUGGGAGUCUGAGUACUCAAUAUGUGAUGAUUGGUCUGAUUUGAUUGAAUUUGUCAUCCAUAAGUUCAUAAAUACGCCUCAGCAAACCCCUACAUUAUUACCGCACGGUCCAAUUCUCGUAAAGCCUGCUCCAAGUAUUGCCGAGCCUUCAAUUUGGACAAAAGAAGAGAUGGAUUCGUUGUAUUGGUAUUACAUUCAAAGCAAAUUUUGCACCGAUAUCAUCGGAAAUAUCAUAAGUUUGUUCAAAACGAAUCUCUCGAAGCAACGUUCUCGCAUCGACGUCAUUCAGCAAUUGUUGAAACAGGAUAUCAUUACGUCGGCGGAAUUCGAUAAACUGAUGACUCUCGAGGAUUCGGAGUAUGAGCAAAAUACGAGAUCGCCUGCACCUACAACGACAAAUGAAAGCAACGUCGAUAGCAAAGACGAAUCGAAGCCAAUUGAUGAUAUUAAAGUACUCACAGAUCGAUUGCUGAAACAAGAUAAAGGCAAAUUAGUGCAAUGGUUACAAAGAGUUCUCAUGGAAUGUUGCUUCAUAAAGCUGAGAUUGGAGCCUCAAGUCAUUCCGAUGAUGCAAAAUGAUGAAUUUAUUAUGGAGCCUGUACCGCAUCAUUGUAUCUUAAAAAAUCAAUCUAUUCCUCUUGUUCCAUGGAAUUCUGAACAACAUCUCAGUUUGGUAUAUCAACCUUUUGUUCUCCUUCUACAUAAACUCGGCUUCCAUUUACCCGACGAUACAAACAAAAUUUGGGCUUGUAUCCCAAAUUUCUGGACUGCCGACAUCUUAUUUCAAGUUGCUGAUAAAUUAGGACCCAUCGACGAAAGCGCGAUAAAAUUCAACAUGGGUCGUUUUAGUCAAAUGAGCAAAGCAAAUUUGGAAUCUGAAUGCAUUCACGAUACGCAUUCCUCCUCAUCUUCGCAAUUUAGUGUUCCACGCCCUCAUAAAGUCAAGUCUCUAAUAAGAUACACGCCUGACUUAUCAACUCCGAGUCAUCCGAAAUGGAUGCGCGAACUUGUCCCGGAUUCAGAUGAAAUUAUGCUUGAUGAUGAUACUAACAGCAAGUCAUCUAGCAGUAGUAAAUUAGCACAUAGCAUUUGUAGAACAAUUUUAGGCAUUUUAUCAAAGGAUGACGAAGUUACAAAACAUUACAGGCACAAUACUCCUCCAUGGGCGACAAAUCAAGUACCGCCAAUUAACAUAAUCGCAUUGCAAUCGGGAAGUAGUAGCAAUGCAUUAAGUAUUAACAUUGACGACGACGCUCAGAAUAUCGAAACUGCGGGAAAAAUGAAACAACUUUGCAUUCAAGUUCCUUAUGCAACAACAUCGCCCGCUAAUCCGAUUUGGAUUCAAGACAUUAUGCGCGCAAAAGCUGGCACGUCAGAUGGAUUAAUGCCUCGCGAUUUCGCCACACCAAACGGACACAUUUUGAACUCCGAACAACUCUUAAUGCUCGUUCGAGGCGAUACGCCUGUAUGCAGCGGAAAUACCGAAACAACAACCACUGAUCGAAUCACGAGCACAACAAAUUGUGAUGCCUUGAAACAAGCGACAACUGUGUUGACCACAGUAAAGACAGAUUUUCCCAUGGUUGUCGAAUGCGGCAACAUUAACGACAUAAUCGACGAGCAGACAGCCGAUAUCGAGUCUCACAAGAGUGUCGAGAUAAUUGACAUGCCCGCGUUAAUUGCGUCGCCGCUCAAACAAUCGCUCGAAACGGUAUCCGAAGAACAGGAAAUUGUCAGUAUUUGUGAUACAGCUUCCGUGGCAUCCGAUCUCACACGCAUGUACGUAAGCGACGAAGACGAAAGACACUCCGUCGAUAUGCAAGUCCCUUCAUCUUCUAAUCUACAAGAAAUCUAAAGCCUAUAUUUGUACGAAAAAUUGAUGUUUUGACAACAUUUUAUGUGCUGGAGACAUAUUUUUGUAUUGCAGUCUUUUUAACUGAUUGAUAGAAUAGAGCUUCCACGCGAAAAACAGGAAAGUAGAGUACAAGAAACAUGAAAGGAAUAUAUAUUAAAUGUUACAAUUGAUUUAAAUUUAGAUGAAAAAUGAAAUGAAAAGUGUUAUUUUAAACAGAAAAAUUAAAGUUUACCAUUAGA